This is a messenger RNA of Racocetra fulgida, 355 nucleotides long. Lineage: Eukaryota; Fungi; Glomeromycota; Glomeromycetes; Diversisporales; Gigasporaceae. The record is from the annotation of a GenBank genome assembly.
UACGACAAAAGGCUAAAGAUAUUACUAACCUUCUUCAAGAUGAUGAACGUCUUAAUGCAGAGAGACGUCAAAGAGCCAAUAUGAGAGAUAGAUUAGCAGGUCAUAAUGAGUUACCCGGGUCAGUUAAUAGAAAUGUGGAUCAUGGAUUUUAUGAACAUCCCGGAAAUUUAGACGAUGAAGAUGCUGAUAUAAAAAAAGCUAUUGCAGAAAGCUUAAAAACAGCAAACGAAGAUGAGAAAAAUAGUACUAAAGAAGAAGAAGAUUUAAAGAGAGCACUUAAAUUAAGUAAAGAGGAGGAAGAAAAGAGACAAGCAGUACUCGAAAAACAGAAUGAACAAUUGUUGUUUGAUCCAGG